Messenger RNA from Amblyraja radiata (thorny skate), 1890 nucleotides. RefSeq names its product spindlin-1-like. The record is from RefSeq and is a predicted model, not a curated record. NCBI's taxonomy places the organism in Eukaryota, Metazoa, Chordata, Chondrichthyes, Rajiformes, Rajidae. The transcript is spliced from 5 exons. Gene Ontology annotation, biological process: gamete generation. The coding region runs from base 121 to 831 and encodes 236 amino acids.
CCCGCUCCCGCUUCCCGUCUGCGUGAGGCCCCGGGGUUCUGGGUGGAUUUUCCUGCGCGAGCUAAAAUGAAUGCGUGAGGCGGCGUCAGAAACUGCAGGGUUGCUGGAAUUCAUGUGAACAUGUUGAAGAGAAAGAAGCCUCAUAGGAAGCGUAGCAAAGCAGAUGCGAGUGAUCCGGUUGCCUACAAACAGCGCAGUAUUGUUGGAAGCAAAGUGCAACAUGGAUGGAGGGAGAAGACGGGAGUGGUCACCGAGUGGAAGGGCACGGUCUUGGACCAGCUACCGGUCAACCCUUCCCUCUUCCUGGUCAAGUACGACGAUUUCGACUGUGUCUACGGGAUCGAACUUUUCAAAGAUGAGAGGGUCUCCACACUCGAAAUACUGCCCGACAAGAGCGGUCGAACAAAAAUAAUGGAUGGAGACUUGGCUGAGUUGAUCGUGGGCAAGGCGGUGGAGCACAUGUUUGAGAAGGAUGAUGGAUCCAAGAAUGAAUGGCGAGGGAUGGUGCUGGCCCGUGCACCCGUCAUGACCACUUGGUAUUAUAUCACCUAUGAAAAGGACCCUGUUCUGUAUAUGUACCAGUUACUGGAGGAUUACAAAGAGGGAGAUCUGCGCAUCCUGCCUGAUUCAGAGAACAAGCAAGUGUUGCCCACGGAGCCCGGAGAGGUGAUCGAGAGCCUGGUGGGGAAGCAAGUGGAGUACGUGACCGAGGACGGCACUAAGAGAACGGGGCUGGUCAUUCACCAAGUGCAAGCAAAGCCAUCCGUCUAUUUCAUUAAGUUCGAUGACGAUUUCCACAUCUAUGUGUAUGACUUGGUCAAAACCUCCUAGCUGCAUGCAACACUUGUCAUUGCCGUCACAAAGAGAUUUUACUGUGAACUGUGAGCUGAUCACUGAAGAGACUUGUGUUCUUUAUGUUAGCCCUCCCCCCCCCCCCCUUCCCCCCCACUGUGUGUUUAAUUCCCAGACUCGGAAAAAGUGACAUAUACGCAUCCGUCUUUUGACAUUUCCCCCGGAACUUGGCCUUCGCACGCCGCUCUGCUGCACCGACCAAUGCAGCUUCCGUGGGCUGUAACGCUGUCCGUGAAGCCAAUGGAGAAGUCCUUCGCUGGCAGAGUCUGCUGAUCCCAGCCCUGUUGGACCCCUGAACUUACCAGCAUAAGUUAUGCUGGUUCCAAUGCGAUCACUUUGUGCAAGGGGUUAUAAAGGAGACUGCACCAGCCUUGGGCUCCACCCAGCUCAUCCCCCCCUGUGCCUGACAGUGGCUGGGCUCCUUCCUAUUGAGCAGGAGGCAGCAAUACAGGGGGAAUGCAGUGACCAAAUUAGGCAGUAGACUCCUAUUUCAAACAGAUCCUAAAAUGUUUGAGAGAUGUUAUGUUUGUCUUUAAAAUGUGUGGUGCUCCCAGGAUAGAAUGUUUUCUGAUUCCUGUCAAAAGAGCAGUUUUAAAGAAUUUAAUCUAGUUUUGCUGAGGGGAUGGGGAUAUUCUUGAGUGGGGAACUACACAAAGAUAUCUUUGCGGCAAUUGUUUUACUAUUUCAGAUUGGCGGUGGUGUCUGGUGUCAUGCAUGCUGGUCAACGUUAAUACUCAGCUACCUGUGUUAGGCUUCCAUUUGUUAUAAACCUCUUUUUCUGUACAAUUAGAUCCGGUAUAAAUGUCUGUUUGCGUGAGUGUGUGUGUGUGUGUGUGCGUGUGUGUGUGUGCGUGCGUGCAUGCGUGCGUGCGCCAGUGGGAGAAUCAGUUCGUCAUAUCUACCAUGCUACGGCUAACACAAAGAAUAUUGUCUCUCCGAUGUGCAUCGUUUGUAAGACUCGUCCGAUCUUGAGUUUGUCUUUAUUCUGUGUCUUUGACUUUUUUUUUUAAGGUAAAUAUCUUGGAUUUCAUGGCCUUA